AUGGCACAUACAGUGGCCUCGCUUUCACCUUGUAAUUACUUCCUACCGCACUUCCUCCCAUCACCCUCCCGUCGCGCUCCCGUCGCCCCUCCCGUCGCCCUCCCGUCGCCCUCCCGUCGCCCUUCCGUCGCCCUCUCGUCGCGCUCUCGUCGCCCUCCCGUCGCGCUCCCGUCGCCCUCUCGUCGCCCUCCCGUCGCCCUCUCGUCGCGCUCCCGUCGCCCUCUCGUCGCGCUCCCGUCGCCCUCUCAUCGCUUUCCGGUCGCCCUUCCGUCCGCUUCCCAUCGGCCUCCUGCGUCUUCCUAUAGCCCUCCUGUCGCGAUCGCCUUUACAAUCGUAAUCGCCGUUUCCCAUCCCUUCCCCUCGCCCUCGCCGUCUCCCAUCCCUUCCCCUCGCCCUCGCCGUCUCCCAUCCCUUCCCCUCGCCAUCGCCGUCUCCCAUCCCUUCCCCUCGUCAUCGCCGUCUCCCAUCCCUUCCCCUCGCCAUCGCCGUCUCCCAUCCCUUCCCACGUUCGCACCGCCAUCUCCCUUUCCUUCCCGUUGCCAUCCUAUUCGCCCUCGCCAUCCCGUGGCAAUCCCAGCGCCCUCGCUAUACCGUCGCCCUCCCGUCGUCCUGAGCCCUCGCCAUCGCCAUCUCCCAUCCCUCCCAUCGCGAUCUCCUCUCCCAUCCAUUCCUCUGUCCCCCCUUCCCCUCCUGUCGCCCUCGCCGUCCCCGCUUCCCAUCUCUCUCUCUACCCUCCCACCGUCAACAUUGUCGUCAACGCACUCUUCCUCACUCCCGUUCCCCCUCUUUGUCGCCGUGCGCACCACCUCCAUCGUCGUUUCACUUCUUGUGUUUUAUUUUUCUCAAUUCCUCGUUAUCGCCACCUCUCCCAGGUCCGAAGUCCUCGGCAGUACCUUGCUCGCAGCUCUGCUAGCUCCUUCCCACGUUCACUCUCUUCCACCCAUUUCGUACAUGUGUGACUGCUUGGGAAUUUUUUGA
This is a messenger RNA of Closterium sp. Yama58-4, 978 nucleotides long. NCBI's taxonomy places the organism in Eukaryota, Viridiplantae, Streptophyta, Zygnematophyceae, Desmidiales, Closteriaceae. The record is from the annotation of a GenBank genome assembly.